Messenger RNA from Linepithema humile (Argentine ant), 1657 nucleotides. RefSeq names its product phosphotriesterase-related protein. Gene Ontology annotation, biological process: catabolic process. Gene Ontology annotation, molecular function: hydrolase activity, acting on ester bonds; zinc ion binding. The record is from RefSeq and is a predicted model, not a curated record. NCBI's taxonomy places the organism in Eukaryota, Metazoa, Arthropoda, Insecta, Hymenoptera, Formicidae.
CGCACAGGUGCGAAUCUCUGUUGUCAACGUCAGUUGUGUGUGCAUUAGGAAAUUUCUGAUAAACACACGUUAUAAAACCAGUAAUAUAUUACCAGGUAUUUGAACAGCAUUUAAGAAUGGCGCCUUGAAUGCAACACGAUAAUGAUUGUUCUCAGAUCAAGUUAGGUUCCAACUCUGGUGUACAUAUAUUUAUAGCAAGCGUCGCCACGUCGCGUAGUUGCGGGCUGCGACUCGUAAGCAUUAGAUGUGUGAUUUGCAUGCCAUAAUUUACGAUACAAAUAAUAUCUAGUUUAUAUAAGUUUGAAGCGAUAUUCGAUUAUACAAUCAAUCGACGUGAAUGUAAAAUGUAAAUAAAAAGUAGUCUCUUCGUCUAUUUUUAAUUUGGGUUUUCUUAAAAUCAUUUAAGAAAUAUAUAGUGAAAGUAUGGCUGGUAAUGUCACGAAUAGCGUGGAAACCGUGCUAGGAGACAAACUGUUGUCCGAGCUCGGCAAAACAUUAACGCAUGAGCAUUUAGCUCUCGAUUUCCGCAAAUUUUACGUACCACCACCGAGCCAUCUGAAACGUUAUCUCGACGAUCGUUUGUUUUUACAUAACAUUGGAUUUGUAAAGCAAUAUCCGUACAGCAAUUUAUACAAUUUGGAAUUUUAUGACGAUGAUGCAGCGAGAGCUGUCCACGCAGAUGUGGAAUUGUUCAAGGAAGCCGGUGGCGGAACCAUCGUGGAAAAUAGCAAUCAUGGUCUGAAUCGCGACAUCUCUUUAAUGAAGGACGUUAGUCAACGCACGGGAAUUAACAUAAUUGCUGGAACUGGUUAUUAUGUUGCCAGUGCGCAAAAGCCAUCGACACUCGGCAUGACCAAAGAGGAAAUGUACAAUUUGAUGUAUAAAGAAUUGGAAGAGGGUUGCACGGAGUGUCCCGAGGUGAAAGCGGGAUUCAUCGGCGAAGUCGGCAGUACUUGGCCGAUCGAAGAUUUUGAAAGACGAGCUAUUUGCGCGACCGGCGAGUUGCAGGCGCAAUUACGUUGUUCCGUGAGCUUUCAUCCCGGCAGAGACGCAUCUGCGCCCAUGGAAAUAAUGCGGAUCUACCAGGAAGCCGGUGGAGAUCCUAGCAGAGCUAUUAUGUCCCAUAUCGAUCGUACGCUGACGAAGAAACAGCAUCUCAUGGAAUUCGCCGACGAUACUAAAUGUUACAUCCAAUUUGAUCUGUUCGGCAGCGAGUGUUCCUUUUAUCAACUGAAUCCAUCGGUCGAUAUGGCAUCAGACGCACAGCGCGUAAAACGUAUAAUAAAACUGAAAGAUGAAGGAAAACUGCACCGAGUGCUUAUGAGUCACGAUAUUCACACCAAGCACAGACUGAUAAAUUUCGGCGGUCAUGGAUAUUCCCACAUUGUGAAUAACAUUGUGCCGCGAUUAAGAAACAGGAACUUCACAAUGGAGGAAGUCGAGCUAUUGACGGUUGAAAAUCCCAGAAGAUGGCUUACUCGGCAGUAAUUUAUCUGCAAAACAGAUACAUCUUUUCUCAAGAAACAGCAUUGAAUUUAUAUGUCACAUUCCUAUUGAUUCCGAAAACAGCUGUGACUUAUUUCUAUCACAUUUAUUAUUAUAAUUAUUACAUUAAUUGCACUGUAAAAGUAAAACAAUAUAAAACUUGUAUUUUAUU